AUGUCUAUAAAACCAUUUGUACUUUUAUCUAAAAAACUGGAGCCAAUACUUUUAUAUCAAAUUCCAUGUUCACAUUUUUGUGACAAAGUUCGUUGGGCAUUAGAUUUUUAUUCAUUACCAUAUAAAUCAAUUAAUUACAGUCCCUUUGAACCUCGAGCACUUGAACAUGCUCCACCGACGUUGCAGAAAUUAGUACCCAUUAUUGAAGAUCCAAAUAAUGAAUCUUUUUUUAUUUCUGAUUCAACACCAAUUCUACUCUAUCUUGACAAUCAUUAUGGAAACAAAAAAACAUUAUUUCCUCAGAAUAUGACUGUUGGAAAAGAUGCUAUUAUCCAGUAUUGUCUGAAAUUAGAUAGUCAAUUAGGUUUAUAUGCUCGACGUUUAGCCUAUCUUUAUGUGAUUAGUGAGAAGCCAGCUAUUCUUUCUGUUUUUAUAGACAGAAACUACGCAAAAACAUCAUGCGAUGAUUGGCUCUCUUAUAUUCGUGGUCUAAUGAGUUCAUGUUUUAUAAUUGCUCGUGUUGGAAUUCAUCGUAUACGAGAAGAACACAUUUCUGAAAAAUUAAUAUGCAUUUUAGAAGAAAUUAAACAAAAUAUUGAUGGAAAACAAUAUUUAUUUAAUGAACAAUUUACAGCUGCUGAUUUAACAUUAACUUCACUGAUCAAACCUUUAACAAUAGUGCCACCUUUAUUUACAAAAUACAAAUCUGUAUUUGAAUAUUGUGAUCGUAUUCGAGCACGGCAUGAUCCAAAACCAUUAGAAGAGCCCUUUGUAGGACGUCUACUUAAACAUCAACGUCAAAAGAGACAACCAUCACAAUAUCAAUCGACAAUUCGAAACAUAAUUUGGUAUAUGUUUUACAUUCUGUUUUAUCCAUUAAAAUUCCUUUUCAUUAUUGAUACGGAAACAGACCAAUUAUAUCAAUAUCCAUCAACGAAUACAAAUGAAAGAGCGCAUAAUGAUAAUCGUAUAUUGAAGGGUGAUUCAUUUAUCGGUACUAUCAUCUUUUUUAUCACAUAUUUCUGGCAUUUAUGUUUUACUAUACCACAACAAAUGGAAUUUGUCAAUAAUGAAGGAAAUAGGAUUUUGCAUCUACAAAAAUAA
This is a messenger RNA of Rotaria sp. Silwood2, 1104 nucleotides long. Lineage: Eukaryota; Metazoa; Rotifera; Eurotatoria; Philodinida; Philodinidae. The record is from the annotation of a GenBank genome assembly.